This is a messenger RNA of Plectropomus leopardus (leopard coralgrouper), 694 nucleotides long. Lineage: Eukaryota; Metazoa; Chordata; Actinopteri; Perciformes; Serranidae. The record is from RefSeq and is a predicted model, not a curated record.
AUGAACAUUUUGGCCAUAACUCAGGACCCCUCAGAACCUCUCAGGGCUCCUCAGGACCCUCAGAACCUCUCAGGUUUACACCGGUUUAACCACUGCACACCAGUUUACACGAGUUUACAGUCGCUCAGAGUCCAGUCCUCCCAGUCUGACGGCGAAGUCUUGUUUCAGGGUCACAUGCCGACUCAUCAGCUGCUGAGGAAAUACGACCUCAUGCAGUUCGCCGACGUCACCAGAGCUGUGAGCGAGGGGAACCUGCUGCUGCUGAACGAGGCGCUGUCCAAACACGAGACCUUCUUCAUCCGCUGCGGGAUCUUCCUGAUCCUGGAGAAGCUCCGGAUCAUCACCUACAGGAACCUCUUCAAGAAAGUGUACCUCCUGCUGAGGACUCAUCAGCUGCCUCUGGACGCCUUCCUGGUGGCUCUGAAGAUGAUGCAGCUGGAGGACGUGGACAUCGACGAGGUGCAGUGUAUCCUCGCCAACCUCAUCUAUGUGGGUCACAUCAAAGGGUACAUCUCCCAUCAGCACCAGAAGCUGGUGGUCAGUAAACAGAACCCGUUCCCUCCUCUCUCUUCAGUCUCUUAGACUACGUUACCCACAAUCCCCUCUGGCUGCGACGCUCCGGGAAACAUUCAGAUCAUUCUCUUUAUUUUAUUUUGUACUGUAAAGAAAUGUUGAAUAAAACGGCUGCUGGUUU